This is a messenger RNA of Orycteropus afer afer, 550 nucleotides long. RefSeq names its product tripartite motif-containing protein 14-like. Gene Ontology annotation, molecular function: protein binding. The record is from RefSeq and is a predicted model, not a curated record. Lineage: Eukaryota; Metazoa; Chordata; Mammalia; Tubulidentata; Orycteropodidae. Gene Ontology annotation, biological process: innate immune response.
GCGCACGCCCACUCUGGAGCCGGACACGAUGCACGCGCGCCUGCGCCUGUCAGCCGACCGCUUAACUGUUCGUUGCGGACUGUUGGGCCGCCUGGGGCCCGCGCCCGCGGUGCGCUUCGACGCGCUGUGGCAGGUGCUGGACCGGGACGGCUUCGCCGCCGGCCGCCACUACUGGGAGGUGGACGUGCAGGAGGCCGGCGCCGGCUGGUGGGUGGGCGCGGCCUACGCCUCCCUGCGGCGCUGCGGCUCGUCGGCGGCCGCCCGCCUGGGCUGUAACCGCCAGUCCUGGUGCCUCAAGCGCUACGACCUCGAGUACUGGGCCUUCCACGACGGGCAGCGCUGCCGCCUGCGGCCCCGCGACGACCCCGACCGGCUGGGCGUCUUCCUGGAUUUCGAGGCCGGCGUGCUGGCCUUCUACGACGUGACGGGCGGCAUGACGCACCUGCACAGCUUCCGCGCCGCCUUCCAGGAGCCGCUCUACCCGGCCCUGCGGCUCUGGGAAGGCGCCAUCAGCAUCCCCCGGCUCCCCUAGCGGCCGGGACCGGAGUGG